CCGACCUCUUCGGCUGAAGGUUACCCCUUGCAGAGGGUCGAACAAAGAGGGUUAAGUGAGUGAGAAGCGGUGGAAGAAUCAGGAGCAGUCCAAGAAACACAAUUUUCAUGGUGCUCAGGUGAAGUUUAUUUAUUUGAAGUAUUCUUACUAUUGGAGAAAACGGAGAACCGCCUCCCUUCUUCGUUCCAAAUACGCGUGAAGGGAAUCUUCAGAAGCGCCUCGGCAUAACAGAAAUGUGGAGGAGAGAAAGGCGGUUUUGAACCUGCUAGAAUCUCAGAAACGAAUAACUGAAUCGAAGCAAAUGACUGGAAGAAGGGUGGGAGGAUUGCGAAGCCAAGAAGCUGGAUGUGAAGAAAUGUGUAUAGAAGAAGGGAAAGCAACACAAGGAGAAGAAAAAAAUCAGGAGUGAGCAUUCGACCACAGAGCGAGACUGAGCAGAAAGUUCGAACAAAAAUAUCUUUCAGGAGACAAAGAAAGAGAAAGGGACUUUUGUUUUCACCAAGCCACCAGCAUAGAAAGGAGACAAAUAUGCCAUGAUGGAUUUCAUCAGCGCCUUACUAGAGACUCUCCUGCUACACACUCUCUCGUUUUUGCCCACAAAAUGUGCCAUCAAAACCAGUGUGUUAUCCAAAACAUGGAAGCCCCUUUGGAAUUACCUCCCAUGUAUCAAAAUCUAUCGUUCUGAUUUCAACGGGAAUGUGUUUAGUGAAAUACGAUACAAAUCAAUGUGCAAAACUUUACUGCUAUGCAAAGCUCCCAAGCUCCAAAAAGUCUCACUCGAUCUUCCACAAGUUUCAUCUGGCUCCUUUCCUCCCUUAUCAGAUUGUUGGAAGUUGCCGCCAAAUAUCAUGUUCAGGAGCUGUCUCUAAAUUUGUGCAACUUUCAACUACCUAAAUAUUUCUUCAUGAUCAGUUUUCCCAAAACUGAGUUUGUGUACUAGCAUACAUUUACCUGACACUUACCUUGGACAGCACUGAGGGUUCUGAAAAUUUCCGUUACUACUAUAUAUGAUAAUUUUUUAACAAUGCUUUUACUUGGCUGUCCUGUUCUUGAGUGUUUAAAGCUGUUCAAUUACUGAUCCGGCGACAGUGAAGUAAAUAUUACCUCUGGUUCGUUGAAGAAGUUGGUGUUACAAUCUCCUAGUUGUGAGUAGGGGGAAUUUAAGAUUUGCGUCCCAAAUCUUCUAGAGUUGAGCUAGCAUGGGUGUUGCUUUUUGAGAUUUAGAUUGAUGGAUGUGUCAUCUUUCGUAGCAGUUGAUCUCUCCCUUUGCAGAGAAGAAGUACCAUAUGAAUAUGAGUGAAACCUUAAGGACAUGGCAGUGGGCUAUUUUGAAAAGCUACGUCAUGUUCAAAAACUUUGUUUGCGCUCUUGUUACCUUCGUCUGCUAUCAAUAUUAGAGAUGGAAAGUUCUCUUACUCUGUUGUUAGAGUGCAUAAGUGUAACUCUCCAUACUUGGUUCACAAGGUACAUACUUGCUGGUUUAGAAAAGUUGCUACGAAGUUCCAUUCACCUGUUGAAGUUAACAAUCAACUGCAAUUUAUGUGAAUGUUACGAGUGAUGAACUAGAUGAGGUACGGAGAGAAAGUAGAGGUCAUCCAUACCGUCAAGGCAUAAUGAAUGUAAUCCUCUUUAAUUUCCCUUUGGAGGAAAUGAGGACAUAAUCAUCUCAUGUUCUAUGAAGUGUUGACAGUUAUAUCACGAAGUUAGGAUUUUAAGUUCCAUGAAGGAUUUGAGUCUCCUUUCAUCGAAUUAACAUUUUACAUCAACCAUUAGCCUACCCUUUUUUUUCGAUUAAUAUGUCAAAAGAAAUUUGUCUUAUUUUGUACUUUUGUUCUGGAGUAAUGUUUUUUUCCAGAGCAUUUUUGUACUCUAGCUGCUGGAUUGUAUGUUUUGUUUCAUUUAGAAAGCAUAUGUGGAGGGGAAGAUCUUGUUGAAAUGGUGCAAACUUUUCUUAUGAAAAAAGCAUUGAGCAAAAGCUAAAUGCCCCCAACCAUUUCUCAAGUAUGAGUUCUAUCUUUCCAAACUUUCAUUUUUGUUCUUAUUCUGGGUUUGAGGGUGGAGGAGAUGCAAACAUGACAAUUACAUCAUCAGAUGAACCAACAGUCAGCACAGGAAACGGAAGAGAAUAAUCUGAUGUUUGAAACUUAAGGAAACAGGAAGAAGAUCCAAAGAAUGGAAUGCCCUUUUACACGUACUUCCUGUCAAUCCCAGUAGACGUAGUUGGUGAUGGUUCUGAUUCUUCUGCAGCCGCGAACAAGGGUUUUCUUAACCAUGCAGAUCAGACUUAUAAUUACGGCGAGCUUGAGGCUUAUUUUGCCUCCUUUCCUCCUGGUUAUCGCUUCAAGCCCGACGAUGAAGAACUUGUGUUAGACUAUCUGCGUCCAAAAGUCAAGAAUAUGCGUCUUCCGCCAAAUAUGAUCAUGGACGUUGAAGUAUACAAGUUCACCCCCGAUGAUCUUUCAGCUACUUUCCCCACAAUUGGAAAGUAUCAGAAAGAAUGGUAUUUUUUCAGUCCAAGAGAUCGAAAGUACCGCAAUGGUGACCGACCAAAUCGAGCCGCCGGCAAUGGCUACUGGAAAGCUACUGGAGCUGAUAAAGAUAUUUACAGAAACAAAAAUGAGACUUGGUCCAGGAGGGCUUUAGUGUUUUAUCGUGGCAAAGCUCAAAGAGGCAGUAAGACUGACUGGAUCAUGCACGAAUAUUAUUUCAAGGAAAAUAAAGAUAAAAAUGAGAUCACUAAUCCUUCCAACAAGAAAAAAGGAGGAAACUGCAUGAGGCUUGAUGGCUGGGUUUUGUGUAAGAUAUACAAGAAGACUGGUAGAUAUGGUAAUAAAGUUUCAAAUGGCCAACAAGAUGUUGCGAUUGAUAGCAUAAAUCCAUAUCAAAAUGGAGUGCAAGAGCUAAAUAAUGAUAUUGCUCAAAUCCCCAUUGAAAAUGGUGUAGCUGACAGCAUUGUAAUGGCAUCUAAAGUCUACAACAUGUCUCCUGCUGCUAGUACACUUCAUCAGUAUGCUCCAAUUGAAAUGUAUAAUCAAUGCAUGAGUUCUCACAAGAAGAUCAUUUUUCCUCCUCAGGUGCCCUUCGGUGAGUAUCCUAAUUUACUUGAUCAUCCCCACAAUACCAACUUCUUAUACAUGAUGCCUGAUCCCAUGGCUGCACAUACCUCUCCAAUGAAAGGACGGUUCAAGAAUGAAGAGUCUGUUAAUUUUCCCGGAUUCUUUGACUCAACAUCUGUUCUAGACAUGGCUGUCCACUAUGAUCUCUCUUGGCUCGAGCAUUUUAACCAUUUUGAUAACAAUGAUCAUCAUCCGUUCAUGACGAGCUUGGACAAUAUUGUGUCUGUUCCAGCAUCUUUUUCAGAAACUAAAUAA
Carica papaya (papaya) is the source of this 3371-nucleotide messenger RNA. RefSeq lists its product as uncharacterized. The record is from RefSeq and is a predicted model, not a curated record. Gene Ontology annotation, molecular function: DNA binding. Gene Ontology annotation, biological process: regulation of DNA-templated transcription. Lineage: Eukaryota; Viridiplantae; Streptophyta; Magnoliopsida; Brassicales; Caricaceae.